This is a messenger RNA of Danaus plexippus (monarch butterfly), 1884 nucleotides long. Its product is annotated as odorant receptor 4-like. Lineage: Eukaryota; Metazoa; Arthropoda; Insecta; Lepidoptera; Nymphalidae. Gene Ontology annotation, molecular function: olfactory receptor activity; odorant binding. Gene Ontology annotation, cellular component: plasma membrane. The transcript is spliced from 5 exons. The record is from RefSeq and is a predicted model, not a curated record. Bases 28 to 1230 code for a protein of 400 amino acids. Gene Ontology annotation, biological process: detection of chemical stimulus involved in sensory perception of smell; sensory perception of smell.
UCUCAAUUUGUGACGGUAAUAACUGAAAUGACAUCGACUAUCCAACGGCUCUUGCAAAAACUAGAAGACCCUAAACGUCCAUUAUUAGGGCCAACCAUAAAAUGGUUAAAAUUAUAUGGACUGAUAUUACCAAGAACCAGGAAAGGAAAAAUGAUAUACUUGUCAAUAUUGACGGUAAUGGGACUGUUUAUUAUUUCGGAGUACGUAGACAUGAUAAUUAUGAGAAAUGAUGUUAACCACUUACUGCUUAAUUUCAAAUAUUCAAUGCUGAGCAGUGUUAAUGUCAUUAAGGUAAUCACAAUGUAUGCCUGGCAUAAACACUGGAUGGGAAUUUUUAAAUUUACAACUCGCGUUGAUAUAGAAAGAAGGAAUUCUCCAGAUCCAAUUUAUCGGGAAACAGUCAGAAAAUAUACUAAAUACUGUCGCAUAAUAACAUAUAUAUAUUGGUUUUUGGGGUACUGUACGGUUAUCAUGAUUGUCGUACAACCAGCAGCUAAAUAUCUAUUAUCGUCUACAUAUCGUCAAAAUGUCAAAGAUGGCACAGAAAAAUUUCUAGAAGUAGUAAAUUCUUGGACACCAUUUGAUAAAACCACGAUGUCAGGUUAUUUGAUUUCAAAUAUAAUUCAAGGUGUAGCUUCGUUAUAUUCCGGGGGAUGGAUUACAUCCUAUGACACAAAUGCGUUUGUAUUAAUGAUUUUUUUUCGCGGUGAAUUGGAACUCUUGAGACGAGACUGUCGAAGCCUGUUUGGGACAGAGGAAAAUCCAGUCACAAAAGAGGAAGCACAGAAACGAAUCGAUCAUUGCCAUCAACGACAUAAUGAUAUAUUAAAAUAUUUUCGACUUUUCGACUCUUGUUUAUCUCCCAUAAUGUUGUUGUAUGUUAUUGUUUGUUCUGUAAUGCUUUGUGCAACGACUGUCCAAUUAACAACCGAAAGCAGUGCAAUGCAGAAGUUAAUAACAUUUCAAUAUCUCAUGUUUGGUGUAAGCCAAGUUUUCAUUUACUGUUGGCAUAGCAAUGACGUAUUUUAUGUCAGUCAAGAUUUAAUGCUGGGUCCAUAUGAAAGCUAUUGGUGGACGCGAACAUUGUCAGAGCAAAAAAAUCUUCACCUAUUAGCUGGUCAAUUAAAUAAGCAGAUUGUACUCACUGCUGGCCCCUUCAGUUACAUCAAUUUGGCAACAUUCAUAAAUAUACUUAAAGGCGCCUACAGCUAUUACACACUUUUAAAUUAAUAGCGUGAACAUAAUUCUUUAUUAAUAUUGCACCCUGAGGGGACGUAUUUUCUUUCCGUCGUAACAAUAGGUAUUUUAAAUGUUACAUGGCGCUUAAUAGUUGUAGAAGUCGCUAAUAUUUGUUUUUCUUCAGAGGAUUACAAAAGACGGCGUCAUAGUGACAAUCACGAUGCACUUGCUGUGGGUAUAUUUAUUUAACUCGUUUAUAUUAGGGUACACAGAAUUUCGAAAAAUAGAACUUGAAAUUUACUUUCAAAACAUAACAUAUUUUUUUUUAAUCACUUGCACUAUGUAAGGAUAACGAAGACGUAAUUAGACUAUAUAGAUUCUUAGCUAAACGCUUGUUUUUGAACGUCGUAGUUAAUUUCAUAAUUUAUUCGACAUCGCACUUUACUAUGACUUAGUCAACAAUAAGCAAAACUGAAAUUGUAAAAGGUUUUUAAAAUUUCACCACAUAUAUGAAAUCUUGAUUUUCGUGAGGCAUCUUUCGUGAGCUACAAGCAAAUAUGUGCAAGACAUCAAUAAAACUUAAUGAUGUUAUUAUUUUUAAUUUGAGUUUUAAAACCUGUUAGGUAAUGUAUACAUUAAUUUGACAUCAAUAAAAAUAAUAAAAAGCACUUUUAAAUAUACUACAUAUGUAAUAAAAAUCGUGAA